UUCGUGCCCGGCGAUACCAAAUUCGCCCCCGUUUACCGACCAUCUGUCCUAGCCACAUCAUUUCUGCAAACUACCAACAACAUCUCGUGCCCAUUCAAAAGAGUUAUCGGGUCUCCCAAACAAUCUUUUACCAAGUUCCGAUCUGAUUAACACUCUCCAUUCCGCACAUGUCGGGCCGUGGUCCAAAGUUUAUUCAAGUAUCGCGUGCUAACACUAGUCCAGACAAUGCAGCAGUGGCAGGUCGGCCCUGUGCCGGAGUACAUGUACUCCAACACCCAAGCCCCUCAGCAUGCAAAUGACUUGCAUGCUUCUCAUCCCUAUCAACCAACCGACAUGCAGCGUCGUCCUGACUUUACCGGCUAUGCUCAACCGCCCAACCCUGCUGCACAACAUCAACCACAUGCCCAGCAUCAGCAGCACCAUCCGCAACAUCAGCCACAUCAGCAGCACCAGCAGCAUCAACAACAUCCGGCUCACCCUCAGCACCAGCAACUCCCCCACGUCCAGCAUGCUCCUCAUCCCCAGCAUGCCCAGCAUGCCCAGCACCCCCAGCACCAUCAGCCUCAACCACAACAGCACCACAGUACUCCGGUGCAAGCUCCAAUGACCAUCCCUCAAGCUGCAACUGCACCUCCACAACAACAACAGUCCACACCAACGCCUGCUCCAGCUCAGGGGCCCCGCGGACGCAAGAGGACCCAUCAGCAGGUUCAACAGCAUCAACAACAAGCUGUUCAGCAACAACACCCACAAGUACCACACCAGCCGCAGUCUCACGCAACACACCAGCAGCCUACGCCACAACAGCAUCAUCAACAACUACAUCAACAACAGCAUCAGCAGCAUCAGCAGCAGCAACAACAACAACAGCAGCAGCAGCAGCAGCAAGCUCAUCCGGUGCAGGUCCAGCAAGUCCACCAGCAACCACCACCCCAACAGCCACAGCAGCAUGCUCAAGUACCGACUGCUGCCCCAGCACCUCAAGCCCAGCAAACACCGGUCCCGGCGGCUGCACCUCUGCCUGUUGCUCCAGUGGCGACAACGCCCGCGCCACCUCCGGCACCUGUCGCUGCUCCACCACCACAGGCAGCACCUGCAGUACCGUCAGCCCCCGCACCAGCCCAGGAAGCCGGUGCGACUCCUGCGCCGCCUCCUGCAAAGAAGAGCCGUACAAACACCCCAUGGACACCCGCUGAGGAACAGCGACUCAAGCAGAUGAGAGAUGCAGGGAAUAGCUGGGCUGAAAUUGCGAAAACCUUCCCAACAAGAACAGAAGGAAGUGUCAAGAAACACUGGUAUAAGGACAUGCACUACGCUGAAUUCGCUGAAGAUGAGAGCCAGGCUCUCCUGACUGCCAUCAAGGAAUAUGAAAAUAACAAGUGGAAGACUAUUGGACAAAAAGUCGGCAAGCCUGCAAAGGCCUGUGAGCAGUAUGCCAAGGAGCACUUCCCUGACCUUUUUCCUAAUUCCAAAGGUCGCUGAGAGCGUUAAGAUAUGACCAUGAUCAGCUAGUACCUGCCGCGGGUUUCGCUUAGGGUUCAUUUAGUGCUCCUGGUGUUGACGAGUACAUCACUGCGGGACGAGUUUCAUAUCGAACUUCUUUGGGAAAGUAGGGGGCGCAGUAAGAUUUUGUUUCGAUGCAUACUUUUCAUACCCCUAAUCGCGUUCUUUUUGAGAUGUGUAGAAAAGUAGUUUAAACAGGGAAAUUUGGUAUCUUUUGGAACUUAACCGGCGCCAUGCGCAUUGGCUUGGCUAGGCUAUGAAUGGAAGGCUCGUCCAAUCAUUGU
Molecule: messenger RNA, 1787 nt
Organism: Truncatella angustata
Lineage: Eukaryota; Fungi; Ascomycota; Sordariomycetes; Amphisphaeriales; Sporocadaceae
Exons: 3
Coding region: 226-1482 (418 amino acids)
Source: RefSeq, a predicted model, not a curated record